UCGUGUGCGUACGGCAACGAGCCCGGAAUCUGUCGCGGUUACACCCUCUGUCGGCCCAUACUCGAAAAAUCGCGAAUAGUGAAGAUAUGUGGCUAUACACCCCAACAGGCGAUCGUUUGCUGUCCGGUGGAUUACGUGCAACAACUGCAGGAACUAAACAAUCCCAACCAGCCCAUCAGCGAACGAAUGUGUCGGAAGUACCAAAGCUCAUCUGGUUCCUCCGUGCUACUCGGUUCCCUGGCGGUCGGAUCAUCAGUAGUGAAAGUUAAACCACGCAAUCAAUGCCCGACCGAUCAGAACCUUAUCGUCGGUGGUACGGUGGCUCGGUACGGCGAGUUUCCUCACAUGGCCCGGUUGGCCAUGCCGGACGAAAACGGUAACAUGGCGUUCCGUUGCGGUGGAACACUCAUCAGCGAACAGUGGGUUAUGACCGCGGCCCAUUGCAUCGGAUCACAAAGGAUCAUAGUCCGGCUGGGCGAGCUGAAGGAGGGGGAAUAUGAAUUUAGUUUUCCGACCGAUGAGCGGGUGAUACAGAUCGUGAAGUAUCCGGACUACACGCGCAAGUCACGCACCCACGAUAUAGCGCUACUAAAGCUGGCCAAUCCUGUAUCCUUUUCUGCAAGCAUUCGACCGGCCUGCCUAGAUACCUCACCAACUGUUGAACGAACGAAAGCAAUAGCCAUCGGGUUCGGAUCGACAGAAGCAUAUGGUGUUGGUUCGAAGGAGUUGCUGAAAGUAACACUGGAUUUGUUCUCAACGCCAGCCUGUAAAUCGUACUUCCCACGACUUCGAGGUACGAAUCUGUGUGCCGGCUUCCUUUCCGGUGGCCGGGACACCUGUUCCGGGGACUCCGGUGGUCCGCUGCAGAUCACUACGAAUAAUGAGGGCUGCGUUGCACAGGUUAUCGGUGUUACCUCAUUCGGUAUAGGAUGCGGUUCGCAAUCACCCGGCAUAUAUACGCGCGUGUCGGAGUACGUCAGCUGGAUCGAAAGCAUUGUGUGCUGCCCGAUAGAUUUCGAUUCGUUAGUUCAUGUAACUGACCCCAAGAGGCCCAACAAAGUGAAGAUGUCGACCGUCUUCGAUAGUGUACGGUGGAUCACGCUGAUCGUGAUCGGUGCAAUCUUUAUCAGCAGCGUUCUAGCCGCGAGCAAUGAAGGCGAAUCGUGUGCGUACGGCAACGAGCCCGGAAUCUGUCGCGGUUACACCCUCUGUCGGCCCAUACUCGAAAAAUCGCGAAUAGUGAAGAUAUGUGGCUAUACACCCCAACAGGCGAUCGUUUGCUGUCCGGUGGAUUACGUGCAACAACUGCAGGAACUAAACAAUCCCAACCAGCCCAUCAGCGAACGAAUGUGUCGGAAGUACCAAAGCUCAUCUGGUUCCUCCGUGCUACUCGGUUCCCUGGCGGUCGGAUCAUCAGUAGUGAAAGUUAAACCACGCAAUCAAUGCCCGACCGAUCAGAACCUUAUCGUCGGUGGUACGGUGGCUCGGUACGGCGAGUUUCCUCACAUGGCCCGGUUGGCCAUGCCGGACGAAAACGGUAACAUGGCGUUCCGUUGCGGUGGAACACUCAUCAGCGAACAGUGGGUUAUGACCGCGGCCCAUUGCAUCGGAUCACAAAGGAUCAUAGUCCGGCUGGGCGAGCUAAAGGAGGGUGAAUAUGAAAUUAGCGACCCGGUCGACGAACGGGUGAUACAGAUCGUGAAGCAUCCAGACUACAAGUCACGCACCGUGUACAACGAUAUAGCGCUACUAAAGCUGGCUAACCCGGUAUCGUUUUCAACGAGCAUUAGACCAGCCUGUCUGUACACUUCGCCAACAGUUGACCGCACGAAAGCGUUAGCCAUCGGGUUCGGAUCGACAGAAGCAUAUGGUGAAGGCUCGAAGGAGUUGCUGAAAGUAACACUGGAUGUGUUCACAACGCCAGCCUGUGCCGUGUUCUUCCAGCGGAAUCGUCGCGUACCGCAGGGUCUUCUAAAUACGCAUCUGUGUGCCGGCUACCUGGCCGGUGGCCGGGACGCUUGUACCGGUGAUUCCGGUGGUCCGCUGCAGAUCAGCACCAAUGAUGAGGCCUGCGUGGCGCAGAUUAUCGGUGUUACCUCAUUCGGUAUAGGAUGCGGUUCGCAAUCACCCGGCAUAUAUACGCGCGUGUCGGAGUACGUCAGCUGGAUCGAAAGCAUUGUCUGGCCGACAGAGAGUGGAUCUUCGAACGAUAAGUUACGAUUCAGCUAAAGCUGGCCAAGCAAAUUUAGUGUUGUGCUCGUGCAUGGGUGUACGUGUAAGCAUUUCGACAGCAAAAUUGGCAGGCCAACAGACAGACAUAGUUCAAGCCUUUAGCCUUUCCCAAGCGUCUCAAUCGUGUUAGUGUAUACCUUUUUUAAUGCGUUAAUUAAUCUUCGUAUUGAU
Molecule: messenger RNA, 2403 nt
Organism: Anopheles moucheti
Lineage: Eukaryota; Metazoa; Arthropoda; Insecta; Diptera; Culicidae
Exons: 7
Coding region: 187-2229 (680 amino acids)
Biological process (GO): proteolysis
Molecular function (GO): serine-type endopeptidase activity
Source: RefSeq, a predicted model, not a curated record